UGGCAAUCCUGCCGAUGAUUGGGAGCAGUCGAAUUUUCAAAACAAGAUUGUUUUUCAGCCUUCCUUUUGAUUAAAAAGUGAAAUCAACUUCGAUUUUCAUUGUGCAAGACGAAAUCAGGCUCAGCGAAUUCCGAUGGAUUUAAUCCAGGACUACGAGCAGCAGUAUGCGGUACUAACCGCCGAAAUAACGGCUCAAAUAGGUCGAAUAGCCGCUACAUCUGCAGCAGGGGACCGACUCAAGCUCAUCUCGGAUAUCGAUCGGCAGCUGGAGGAAUCCCAGGAACUGCUGGAACAGAUCGGCCUCGAAAUUCGCGACAUUCCCCAGGCAUCCCGGGCCGGGUUCACCUCUCGGCUGAACUGCUACCAAGCCGAGUGGAAGCGACUGCAGCAAGAGUUCGGCAAUGCUAAAACCGCUCGGCCCCGGGGAGGACCAACGGGGGGAGGCGGAUAUGACUCGGUAGACGAAUUCGACGAAAUCGGAAUCCAGGAGGACCAAAAGCGGCGCCUUUUGGACAACAGCGAACGACUGGAGCGCACCGGAAACUAUCUGAAGGACAGCUACCGGGUGGUGCUGGAAACGGAACAGAUCGGAGCCCAGGUACUGCAGGACCUGAGCGAACAGCGGGAAACCAUUCAACGGACCCGGGGAAGGCUUCGAGAAACGGACGCGGAACUGGGUCGUUCCUCGAGAUUGCUGAAUUCCAUGAUACUGCGCGGAUUGAGAGAGAAAAUCAUUCUCAUUGCCGUUGGUGUUGCGAUUUUUCUAGUCCUAUUUUUAAGCAUUUACUUUUCUGUUUCCUCAGACUAAACUUUACCGAACGGAAGGAGGAUGUGAUGUUACAAGUAUGUAGGUUAAUUAUUUUCAAUUGUCCUUAUUAAUCAUAAUCACUAGGUAGCUCCCAUUUUUAGUAAGACGUCUUGUAAUAGACUAACAAUAUAAAAACCGAGAAAGUAGAAAGGCGAAAAAAGGAUGUUUAUACACUGCUUGUCGUAAAUUGUUGAAAAAAAAACUGUUAGUAUCGAAAUUAUGUACUUCAAUAAAUACUAAAUGAAUUGUUUUUAUGUGUAUCCAGAGUGCGAAAAACCAAGUAUGUAAAUGGAUGGAUAUUAAGUGCAAAAUUUUAUCAUAUUAUGAACAAUAAAUCAGCAUUCCC
Molecule: messenger RNA, 1154 nt
Organism: Uranotaenia lowii
Lineage: Eukaryota; Metazoa; Arthropoda; Insecta; Diptera; Culicidae
Gene: Vti1a
Product: vesicle transport through interaction with t-SNAREs homolog 1A
Exons: 3
Coding region: 134-808 (224 amino acids)
Biological process (GO): macroautophagy; intra-Golgi vesicle-mediated transport; Golgi to vacuole transport
Cellular component (GO): endoplasmic reticulum membrane; ER to Golgi transport vesicle membrane; SNARE complex
Molecular function (GO): SNARE binding; SNAP receptor activity
Source: RefSeq, a predicted model, not a curated record